This is a messenger RNA of Trematomus bernacchii (emerald rockcod), 1971 nucleotides long. RefSeq names its product regulator of chromosome condensation 1 (gene rcc1). Gene Ontology annotation, cellular component: cytoplasm. Gene Ontology annotation, molecular function: guanyl-nucleotide exchange factor activity. The record is from RefSeq and is a predicted model, not a curated record. NCBI's taxonomy places the organism in Eukaryota, Metazoa, Chordata, Actinopteri, Perciformes, Nototheniidae. The coding region runs from base 124 to 1383 and encodes 419 amino acids. The transcript is spliced from 10 exons.
CCAGAACGUGACGUCGUACGUAUGAUACGUGUUUCAAGACCGGGAACCGAAGAGGCUGUGCACGUUCACUUCUAGGCAAACUUCAGACUACUACAUAUAAGAGAGUCAUUAAGUGUUGCCAUCAUGCCUGCUAAAAAGACUACCACCAAGAGGAAGUUUGAGCCAGUUGUUGUGGAGGAGAAUGAAGGAUCCAAGAAAGUGAAAGUUUCCCACAGGAGCCAUGGCAAGGAGGCGGGUCAGGUUCUUGUUCUGGGCCAGGGCGAUGUUGGACAGCUGGGUCUUGGCGAGAACACCAUUGAGAGGAAGAAGCCAGCCCUUGUGUCGCUGCCAGAAGAAAUUGUGCAAGUGAUAGCUGGAGGCAUGCACACAGUGUGCCUCAGCGUCACUGGCCAAGUCUACACUUUUGGUUGUAACGACGAUGGAGCCCUUGGCCGGGACACAUCAGUGGAGGGGUCUGAGAUGGUUCCAGAGAAGGUGGUGUUGGAGGAGAAGGUGGUGCAGGUGUCGGCGGGGGACAGCCACACAGCUGCGCUCACAGAGGAAGGGACAGUCUACAUGUGGGGCUCCUUCAGGGAUAACAACGGUGUAAUAGGUCUUCUGGAGCCGAUGAAAACAUGCACUCUUCCAAUCAAAGUCCCCAUGACAGAAGCUGUUGUGAAAAUUGCAUCAGGAAACGACCACCUUAUACUGGUUACACUGGAGGGGAAUCUGUACUCAUCGGGCACUGCAGAGCAGGGGCAGCUGGGCAGAGUGCCCGAGCGCUUUUCAGACAGAGGAGGCAGGAAAGGCCUCGGCCGGUUGCUGGUACCACAGAUCGUUAAAGUUAAAGGAAAAGUUCACUUUGUCGAUGCCUUCUGCGGCGCGUACCUCACCUUUGCUGUGUCAAAAGACGGCUAUGUUUAUGGAUUUGGUCUCUCCAACUAUCAUCAGCUGGGCACUAAAAGCACCAAGAUGUGUUUUGACCCAGUAAAACUGACCUGCUUCAAAAACUCUACCACUUCCUGGGUGGACUUCUCUGGAGGACAGCAUCACUCACUCUGCCUCGACGCUGAAGGACAGGUAUACUGCCUGGGCAGAGCAGAGUACGGCCGUCUGGGUCUGGGCGAGGGGGCCGAGGAGAAGAGCGAGCCCACGCCGGUGACGGGGAUGGAGCCGGCAUGCAGGCUGUCCUGCGGGGCAUCGGUCAGCGUCGCCGUCACCAGAGAAGGAUCUGUGUACGCCUGGGGCAUGGGCACCAACCUGCAGCUCGGCACCGGAGAUGAGGACGACAAGUGGAGCCCCGUGAAGAUGACCGGCAAGCAGCUGGAGAACCGUACAGUACUGAUGGCGUCCAGCGGAGGGCAGCACACAGUCCUUCUGGUCAAAGACAAGCAGGAGAGCUGAUGUCCAGCGCAGACAGAGAGCUGCUGAUCCGUUUGGAGGUGGGGCUUUUUUCACAAUGACUAAAUCUGGGGAGGGGUUGAUCUAUCUGUGACUUCCUGUGCUGAGCCGAGAGAGUGUGAGAGGUUCGGACCCUUUUACGAGAACACUUCUCUUUCUGGUGUGCGAAAAAUGUUCAUGGAUGUUCUGUAGAUCAUGACAAAUAAGAGACUAUUUUUUUUAAAUCUAGUUUUUGAUGUUCCCUUUGAAUUCCUUUCAUAAAAAGUCAUUCAGUAUGACUGUAAGAUGUUAUAUGUGAUGUUUGUGAAUGUGACUGUUGCAUGUACGUAAAGGAAAUAAGAGUGCAAGCUUUUAAUGACUUCCCCAAACAAUAGUCUUUUUAAUAUUUUUUUCUUUAAAGCAAUAAUAUCGCUGACCUUGGUUCAGACAGGACAGUUCUACUCGAUGAGUUUAAUAUGUGAGACUACUGUUCAUUACUGGGCACACACAACUGGUUGUCACUAUUUGGAUAUUUGGUAACACGUCACACUGUAUACUGCAUUUUAUUGCUUUUCCUGCCUGAAAAUAAAGAUACAAUUUUAAGUUUUUAAA